Messenger RNA from Humulus lupulus (European hop), 2713 nucleotides. RefSeq names its product 65-kDa microtubule-associated protein 3. The record is from RefSeq and is a predicted model, not a curated record. Gene Ontology annotation, molecular function: microtubule binding. Gene Ontology annotation, cellular component: cytoplasm; spindle. Gene Ontology annotation, biological process: microtubule cytoskeleton organization. The transcript is spliced from 13 exons. Bases 305 to 2500 code for a protein of 731 amino acids. NCBI's taxonomy places the organism in Eukaryota, Viridiplantae, Streptophyta, Magnoliopsida, Rosales, Cannabaceae.
UAAAUCUCAAUUCUGAACUCCGAACAUUUCAUUAAGAGGCGCUCGCUCUUCAACGGUCCCAUUUCUCCUCUCAAACGGCUACUUUUCUCUUUCUCUCACUAUCUAUCUAAACCCUCUUUCUCUCUCUAACGCCUUCAGUUUCUUAAUCGAAAAUUGAAAUCUCAAAUUCCAUCUUUUCCCUCCCAUACUUUCCAUCCAAGAAAAUCCACAGCCUCAUUUUCUCAGGAAAAUCACUAUUCUCCCACCUCUGUUAAGAAAAUCCAUACACUCAACAGAUUGCUUUAUCAGGUAAAACCCUUUAAAGAUGUCUAGUGUCCAACUUGAUCCACUUCAACAAGUGGAGACAACAUGUGGAACGCUUUUAUAUGAGCUUCAGAUAAUUUGGGAUGAAGUUGGGGAAACUGACACGGAUAGGGAUAAAAUGCUGCUUGAGCUCGAACAAGAGUGUCUAGAAGUUUAUCGAAGAAAGGUAGACCAAGCCAAUCGGUGUAGAGCUCAGUUACGCCAAGCCAUUGCGGAUGCCGAAACAGAAUUGGCGGCUAUAUGUUCUGCAAUGGGAGAGCGACCAGUACAUAUUAGGCAGUCUGAUCAAAGUAUUGGAAGCUUGAAGGAAGAGCUCAGAAAAAUUCUUCCCCAAUUAGAGGAGAUGCGAAAGAGGAAAUCUGAGAGGGGGAAGCAAUUCCUAGAUGUUUUAGAGGAGAUAGGAAAUAUUUCCAAUGAGAUAUAUGGAUCUGCGGAAUACAUUCCAUCCGCAACAAUUGAUGAAACUGAUUUUACCUUGAGAAAGCUUGAAGAAUUACACAGACAGCUUCAUGCACUUCAGAAGGAGAAGAGUGAUCGAUUGAAGCAGGUUCAGGAUUACCUUUGUACAUUAAAUUCACUCUGCUUAGUUCUUGGAAUGGAUUUCAAGCAGACUAUUAGUGAAGUCCAUCUAACUUUAGGUGAUUCUGAAGGACCUAAGAAUAUAAGUAAUAGUACAAUUGAGCUACUGGCUACUGCUAUACAAAAGUUAAGAGGGGUGAAAGUACAGAGAAUGCAGAGGCUACAAGAUCUUGCAACAACUAUGUUGGAACUAUGGAACUUAAUGGAUACACCACUAGAAGAGCAACAGAUGUUUCAAAAUGUUACUUGUAACAUAGCUGCUUCAGAAGAUGAAAUAACUGAGCCCAACACACUUUCACUCGAUUUCAUCAAUUAUGUUGAGGCUGAAGUGUCUCGGUUAGAAGAAUUCAAAGCUAGUAAAAUGAAAGAGCUUGUUCUCAAAAAGAGGUCAGAGCUAGAGGAGAUUUGCAGGAAGACUCAUAUGGUUUUAGAGACGGAUAGUGCGCUGGAAUGUUCCAUUGAAGCUAUUGAGUCUGGAGCCAUGGACCCUGCUUGGAUCCUUGAACAAAUUGAGCUUCAAAUCUCCAAAGUUAAAGAGGAAGCAUUUAGCAGGAAAGAUAUACUUGAAAAAGUUGAGAAAUGGUUGGUUGCUUGUGAUGAGGAGUGUUGGCUUGAGGAGUAUAAUAGGGAUGAGAAUCGGUACAAUGCUGGAAGAGGAGCUCAUUUAACUCUCAAGCGUGCUGAGAAAGCUCGUACUUUGGUUAAUAAACUUCCAGCAAUGGUGGAUCAAUUGGCUUCAAAAACUGUAUUGUGGGAGAGGGAGAAAGGCUUUGAGUUUACAUAUGAUGGCAUUCGACUUUUGUCAAUGCUUGAAGAGUAUACUAUAUUACGCCAGGAGAAGGAGCAAGAACGUCGUAGACAGCGGGAACAUAAGAAACUUCAAGGACAGCUGAUAGCUGAACAAGAGGCACUUUAUGGGUCAAAACCAAGUCCUUCCAAGCCAAGUGUUAAAAAGGGUCCUAGAAUGUCAACUGGAGGUGCAAGUAAUAGACGACUCUCCCUUGGAGGAGCAAUGAUUCAAACUCCUAAACCUGAUCACUCUGCAAAAGCUACUCCUCAUUCACGUCCAGGUAGUCGUAAGAGUGAUCGAGUGGUUCCAAACGAGCUGUUUAAUAAGCAUAUGGAUGAUAGCUUUACAGGUUUAUCAUCAACUGGUGCAAAAGGCCCUGAUGCUGCUUUAAAUAGAAACCACUCUUUUGGUGCUCGUGAAGUUGAAUCACCAAUGAAGCGGAAACCUUUCUCACCAAUAUCUUCAACAGCAUCAAAAACCAACAUAACAAACUUAUCAGAAGAUCAUUUGAACAUAGCGCAUCAUGAUAACACAGUACAGAAAACACUUCCUGCCAUUAAUAUGCCGUUCAAUACGCCUUCAAAGAAUUCCACUAGUGUUGCAGAUGAAGAGAACAAGACUCCUAGGGUGAUGCCAAUGUCAGUGCCCAGUACCCCUUCAACAAUAUCAGUUCCAAUGCAAACGGUAAUGACUCCAGCACAUGCAUUGAUUCCUUAUGCUUCCAAUGUAACAGAAGAAAUUCCUGAAGAAAUUGAGUACUCUUUCGAGGAAAGAAGAGCUGGUUUUGUGCUUCCCAAAUCACACAUUAAGUCACUUGUACAAGUUUGAGAUCUUUGGUAGUACGCUUCAGUUUCUUCUUCUUCUUCCUUUUUUUUUUCUUUUGGGAAUUUUUCAUUUUUAAGUCAAUUGCAAUUGGCUUGUUUGGUUUCUGUACAGUCUAAAAGCACUGAACGUGGACUUUCAAGUGUCUGAAGCUGUUUUCUUCUGAGAUCAGUAUUUUCACAUUUGAGCACUCCUUUUCUCACAAGUUUUUUAAUUGUU